Molecule: messenger RNA, 1667 nt
Organism: Doryrhamphus excisus (bluestripe pipefish)
Lineage: Eukaryota; Metazoa; Chordata; Actinopteri; Syngnathiformes; Syngnathidae
Product: protein max-like
Biological process (GO): positive regulation of transcription by RNA polymerase II
Cellular component (GO): RNA polymerase II transcription regulator complex
Molecular function (GO): protein dimerization activity; DNA-binding transcription factor activity
Source: RefSeq, a predicted model, not a curated record
CCAAUCCAUGUGUAGGCGAAUCACGUGUGAAGAAACCGUUGCUCGUCAUGUCUCUGCUGUAAGCAGAGCUUUCGCGCAAGACUUUAUUCGCCUCCGCCUCAGCUUUGUUUUGACAGCUGCUUGUUUUCUUUUCCGCAUUACCCCUUUACCGAAGAAUGAGCGAAAACGAUGACAUCGAAGUCGACAGCGAUGCAGACAAGCGAGCACAUCACAAUGCUCUGGAGCGAAAACGCAGGGACCACAUUAAAGACAGCUUCCACAGUUUACGAGACUCUGUGCCUGCACUGCAAGGAGAAAAGAACUCUGUUAAACAGGCUUCCCGAGCGCAGAUUCUCGACAAAGCCACCGAGUACAUCCAGUACAUGAGACGAAAAAACCACACCCACCAGCAAGACAUCGAUGACUUAAAGAAGCAGAACGCACUGCUGGAGCAGCAGGUUCGUGCUCUGGAGAAGGCCAAGGGGAACAAUCAGCUCCAGACCAACUACUCCUCCGACAGCAGCUUGUACACCAACCGCAAGGGGAGUGCAGUGUCUGCGUUCGAUGGCGGCUCCGACUCCAGUUUGGAAUCAGAGCCCGAGGAGCCGCCCAACAGGAAGAGGUUGCGCGUGGAGCCUAGCUAGAUUCUCCUACGGACUUUUUUUUUUUUUUUUUUUUUUUGCCCACCAGCCUGAAACUCCUCUAACUCCUCUUAGCUGCGUGCACUCAGCCCUCUGCCUUCUUCUCACGUCAGUCGGGGGAAGCACGGCGGAGACUGUGUGAGAGAGGUGCUACAUUGUGUAUAAAAAAUGCUUCUAUCUUCCUAAGCAUCCUAUCACACCGCUCCUUGUGUCCCGGCGUGCACCACCUUCCCCUCCUCCUCCCACCCAAAGUGAGGCAGCUCUGCAGGUUUUGAAGGACUCGACGCUUUUCAGACCCUCGCAGUGACAUUCUCUAACGAAUGCGGUGAUGAAAAAGGUAUGAGGCGUUGAGUCAGACAACCUCUGCAAAUUCGUGGGAGGAGUUGCUCCGACAAAAAAAAAAAAUAGCAAUUGGAAAUAGUUUACCUUUUUAAUAUUGAUACUUUUUCACAAGAAUGUGAUGUCAUGCAAAAUGUGACUCCCCUUAUUCAAUGUAGGUGGCUAAAGUUUUGCAUUUUGUGCUUUGAAAAUGUUUUGUGUAAUCAAAUAAAUCCCAUUUAUUUAUAGUGAACCAUCGAAAAUUGAUGUCAAAUAUGUUUGGCUUGAGAUUUCCUUCCCAAUACCCCCACACCCAACAACUUCAUCUAUUUAUUUUCCUCUAUUUUUACUAUCUGACAAAAUAAGAGUAUAAAAAAAAAACACCUAAUCGAUAUUGAAUGUUACACAAUGCAGUUAACUUUAUUUUUAUGAACUAUGACUAUUGGUUCAGUGUCUGGUAUAUAAUCUAAUCCUAAAUGGUGUCAGUUUUGCUAUAAAAAAAAAAAAAAAACUUCUCUGGGGAUAAAAAAAAAUAUUUGCCUGUGCUGGGAACGUUUCUUUCUUUAUUUUUUCCCUUUUCUGAGAGGUAAACAACUAGUGUGUAUGUAAUCAAUAUUUGUUUGUUCCAUUCCAUGGAAAUUACAGGUAUGUUGUACAUACUGCCAACGGGUGUCUUGCAAGUUAAGACAUACCUUUGUUAUGAGACUAUAAAUAAAACCUUUAUCCUUA